AUGGAGAGGAAGUUGGAGAUUAGCUACAGCGCAAUGAAUCAGCUGAAGUUAGAGAAGAAGCUCUGUGACAUUCUCAUCAAAGUUGAUGGUGCCGAGUUCCACGCGCACAAGAUCAUCCUGUGUGCCUGCAGCACAUACUUCACGACUCUGUUCACCAACAGCUGCUACCCUCCAGAUAAGCACGAGUACUUCAUCCCUGACAUUUCCUCUGAGAUGAUGGAGCUGAUCAUCGAGUACGCGUACACACAUCAUGCUAACAUCACGGAGGAAAAUGUGCAUGAGCUGCUGAUCACUGCUGAUUAUCUGGCAGUGAGCAGCCUGAUGAAUGAGUGCUGCAUGUUCCUCAAGGCUCAGCUGUGUCUGGAGAACUGCAUUGGCAUCUGGUGUUUCGCUCACCUUUACCUCUUUGAGAAGUUGAAGCAGGAGGCCUUCCAGUUUAUCUUAGACAACUUUGAGGAGAUGGUGCACGUCUCUGAGGAAUUCCUGGAGCUGACGGUUGAGCAGCUCAGUGAGAUCAUCGAGAAUGACAAGCUGAAUGUGAAAGAGGAGAAUGUAGUGUUUGAGACCAUCUUACAGUGGAUCAGACACGCGCCACAGGAUCGGAACACACACAUGGGAGUGUUACUGCCCAAGGUGUGUAUGGCACUACUGACGCACGGUUACUUUAUGGACAACGUUUUGAACAAUGCUUUAGUGAAAGACAAUGCAGCAUGUAAGCCGAUCAUCAUCAGAGCUCUGAACAGCAUCAAUAGGCUCAACAUGAACAAAUCUUUUGGCUCUGAAUUCAUACGUUGUCGCCUAAAGGAGAGAUAUGUGUGUGAGAAAUGA
Molecule: messenger RNA, 828 nt
Organism: Neoarius graeffei (lesser salmon catfish)
Lineage: Eukaryota; Metazoa; Chordata; Actinopteri; Siluriformes; Ariidae
Product: kelch-like protein 10
Exons: 1
Coding region: 1-828 (275 amino acids)
Molecular function (GO): protein binding
Source: RefSeq, a predicted model, not a curated record